Messenger RNA from Sphaerodactylus townsendi, 1086 nucleotides. Its product is annotated as mas-related G-protein coupled receptor member H-like. Gene Ontology annotation, molecular function: G protein-coupled receptor activity. The record is from RefSeq and is a predicted model, not a curated record. The transcript has 2 exons. Gene Ontology annotation, biological process: G protein-coupled receptor signaling pathway. Gene Ontology annotation, cellular component: membrane. Bases 1 to 1086 code for a protein of 361 amino acids. Lineage: Eukaryota; Metazoa; Chordata; Lepidosauria; Squamata; Sphaerodactylidae.
AUGACAAGCAAAGAGGAGGGGGUGUUAAAGGUUCCUGAGGAGAUGUUCAAAGAUGCCAAGUUCUGUGCAGUAAGAGACAAAGACUCCCAGAGCUGUAAAGGCGAGGAGUCAAGACGAAAAUCCCGAAAACGGAAACUGAGCAUCAUAACGGAUAUUGGCCUGACGAUCCUUUCCAUUAUGGAUACUGCCCUGGAAUAUAAUAACUACCUUGAUAACACUUCUUUCCCAAAUGACAGCACUGAAUAUAAUAAUAUCUUUGAUGAUGAAAGCGCGAAUAAUAUAGAAGUUUUUAGUAUCUUGCUGUUGGUCAUCUGCUUUUUGGGAGCCAUGGGGAAUGGAACUGUCAUCUGGCUUCUUGGCUUCUGCAUUAAGAGGAAUCCUUUUAUCAUCUACAUCUUGAACUUGGCUGUUGCUGAUCUUGGGUUCCUUUUAUCAACGACAUUUCGCAUUGUUACUUUCCAGUUUCAUGAUGGUUUUUACUUUACUUACGAGUUCCUGUUCACAUCAAUGUACAGUGCGAGUCAAUUUCUACUCACUGCAAUCAGCAUUGACAGGUGUGUGGCCGUCUUCUUCCCACUUUGGUAUAAAGGCCACCAGCCAAAAUGGUUGUCCCGUUUUGUUUGUGCACUCCUAUGGGUCCUCUCCUUCCUGCUAACUGCAGUUACCUGCACUCUCUUAAUAGCUGGAUAUUUCGGGAUUGAACUAUAUUUCCAAUGUAUUGUGAACGGGCUGCUUUGCCUUCCAAUCAUGACUGUUACCUCUGUGGCCCUGUUCAUUAAACUCCGUUUUAAAGCACGGCAGCAUCAGAGGAGGAAGCUUUUGACCGUGGUCUUGCUCACCCUGGUCUUCUUCCUUCUCUUUGCUUUUCCAUUAAAUACCAUUUUCAUCCUCAGCCAUUUCAUUUUCCAUGAAGACAACUUGUUAAACAGUGCCGUGGUAUUAGCCUGUCUAAAUAGCAGUGUAAACCCAGCUAUUUAUACCCUGGUUGGGAGACAAAGGAAGUCUAGACAUAAGGAGAGCAUGAAGAUGAUCCUCCAGAAAGUUUUCAAGGAAGAAGAAGGCUGUACUGAAAGGAACCCCAGUUGA